GGGGAUCUAGGGAAGGGGGCCCUGGUGUGGGGGAAUGGUGGGGCACUGGAGAGCUGGGAGAGGUGGGAGCAAAAGGCCUCCGGAAGCCCAGGGGCAGAGGCUGAGGGAUUACUCUUCUCCCGGUCCUCCAAGCCCUGUUACCAUGUGUCAGAGCUAGGAUCUUGGGUUGAAUGGCCUACUGGUCUGCUCCACUGUGGCAUUGGCCAUGGUCUUUUGUUCUUAGACCUGAAGGCAGGGGAGACAGGGAGCUAGGCCCCGGAGAGGGAGCGGACAGGAAGAAAAAGGGGUCACAAGAAGGGUUGAAGAGGGCCCGCGGGAGGGUGUUGGUCCAAAGGUCCAAAAGAUGAGAGAAAGAGUGGGACUGAAGAGCUGAAGAGGAGCCCGAACUAAGGGUCCUGCUGCCUGCCUCCUGCCUCCGCUAACCCAGGGCCUGCCCCUCCCUGCCCCCAUGGGCGUCUCCAGGGCCCUCCGGCGCUUCAGCGCCACGGCCGGGGCUGGCGGAGCGGGGCGGGGCCGGGGCGAGAAGGAGGCCGAGGAGGCCACUGUCUGCCGCAACGGCCGCGCUGAGGGGGAAGGGGAGGGAGAGGAAGCCGGCGGGGGACGGCGCGCCCGCCACCGGGGCCGCUUCGUCAAGAAGGACGGCCACUGCAACGUCCGCUUCGUCCACCUGAGCGAACACGGGCCGCGCUACCUCAGCGACCUCUUCACCACCUGUGUGGACGUCCGCUGGCGCUGGAUGUUUCUCAUCUUCUCCUUCUCCUUCCUGGCCUCUUGGCUCCUCUUUGGCCUCAGCUUCUGGCUCAUCGCUUCCCUUCAUGGCGACCUGGAGCCUGUGCCUGUGGGCGGUGCCUCCCCCACUGCUCCCUCCCCGUGCUUCUCCCAGGUUGGCAGUUUCCUAGCUGCCUUCCUCUUCUCCCUGGAGACGCAGACGUCCAUCGGCUAUGGCUUCCGCAGUGUCACAGAGGAGUGCCCGGCUGCCAUCUUGGCCGUGGUGCUGCAGUGUAUUGUGGGCUGUGUCCUGGACGCCUUCAUCGUGGGCGCGAUCAUGGCCAAGAUCGCCAAACCCAAGAAGCGCAACGAGACUCUUGUCUUCAGCGAGCAUGCCGUGGUGGCCCUCCGGGAUGGCCGCCUCUGCCUCAUGUGGCGCGUUGGCAACCUUCGUAAGAGCCAUCUGGUCGAGGCCCACGUCCGGGCCCAGCUGCUGCAGCCCCGGGUCACCCCAGAGGGUGAGUACAUCCCCCUGGACCACGUGGACGUGGAUGUGGGCUUUGACGGGGGCACCGACCGUAUCUUCCUCGUCUCCCCGAUCACCAUCGUCCACGAGAUCGACGCUGCCAGUCCUCUGUACGAGCUGGGCCGCGCCGAGUUGGCCCGGGCUGACUUUGAACUGGUGGUCAUCUUGGAGGGCAUGGUGGAGGCCACAGCCAUGACCACACAGUGCCGCUCAUCCUACCUCCCCGGCGAGUUGCUCUGGGGCCACCGUUUCGAGCCCGUGCUCUUCCAACGGGGUGCUCACUACGAGGUGGACUACCGCCACUUCCACCGCACCUAUGAGGUCCCAGGGACCCCCGUCUGCAGCGCCCGGGAGCUGGAUGAGCAGGGGGGGACAUCCGCUGGCAAGGCCAGCCCUCCUCCCCCACUUGCCGCCUUCUGCUAUGAGAACGAGGUGGCUCUGAGCUGUUGUGACGAGGAGGACGAAGAGGAAGCCAGCAGCAGCCUGGCGGGAGAAUCCCUGGCCCCGCCCCUGGCCCUGACCCCGCCCCCUGAGAUGGCCCCACCUGCUUCCUCGGCCCCGCCCCCACCUGAAGCAGCCCCCCCAUGACUGGGGGACAGGGUCUGGGCUUAGCAUCGGGCUCAGAGCUGGAUGGGGGAGUCACUUGCCCACCCAACGCCCCUUGGGCAGUUGAAUAAUUGCCACUCUUCAUUAAUUAGAAGCUCUCCCCACCUCUCCCAUGCGACCCUUCAAUGCCAGGCACUUCCGUUCCAACUUUUCAUCUGUCCUCCCAUCCCCACUUCCCCUCCCACUGGACAGUCGGUUUGUCCUUUCCUCCCCCGGCGGAAAAACCAGGGGGCUCUAGACCAUCCUGGGUCAUUUCUAGAUCGCUGUAGGGCCUGACCUAGGCAGCCGCCUUCGAGGAGUUAGGCUGAAGCUAGAGACUGGCCAGGAAAGAGCGAGGAGGUGAGAGCGGAUGUUCUCGGGCCAGGAGAGCGAGUCUAGAAUGAUCCAGAACAUCGGGGGCCAACCUAGAAUGCCCAGGGGUUCUAGGUCGUGGCCCCAGGGAAAGAUUUUGGAGGACAAAGUGGACUGGUAUUGGUUGCUGGGGUGGUGUGAGUGUUUGCGUGUGCUUGUGUCCGUCCUGUCUGGGUGGGCGUGUGUGUAUGUAGGUUGAUAUCCGGGGGGGGCCUGGGCUCCAGGGGUGAGCUUAGGAGUCUCCAGAAUCCAUCCCACUGGAACCAUAGCCAUAUCUCAAUGUAUGUUUCUCCAGAACGCUCUACAUGUAUAUACUUAUACAUAUAUAUAUAUAAUAUAUAUAUUUUUUGUUGUUAGUUUGUUUUUUUCCCAGAGAGGGCCUUUUGGUGUACAGUACACUAGGGGUUGGGGGAAAGACUCAAUAUGCAGGGGGACCAUUUCCUGAGACUGCAGCUUCCACCCGUAGUGCCUGCUCUGUUCCUAGACUGGGGAAGUUGGCCUUGAACAUCCUGUGGUGGGUCGGUGGGGUCACUGGGCCUCACAGGACUUACGAGGUCCAGCAAUGGAAGCGGAGUGACCGGGGUUCACAGCACUGACCAAGUCACUAGAAUCCCACUGAAAGGGAUUGAAUGUCCUCUGGAAUUGAUUGGGUGGGCACUGGAGUUUCACUGGCAUUACACUGGAAUUGAAACGAUCUUAUGCUGGAGUCACCCUGGGAUGUGAACUGGAGGCCUCAGGAGACUUUUGCUGCAGUCUCCCGGGAGAAGCAAACUUUGAGGUCGUGGAUGUGGAUCGCAGCCGCCGGCCAAGCCUCCGGGGCCCUUCUGUCGGACACCCCUCUAAAAUCCCCACCCUAGGAGCUGACUGGCUGCCCCUCAAGCCCCACAGCAAGUGGCAAAGACUCCCCCGUCAAAGCCACUGAAUAAGGAAAGGGGCCAAACUGGGGCCUAUAGGGAGCAGGACUGGAUACAAUCCCUGGUCUGGCCCUGGACCUGGCUGGUGAGGCUAUUCAAGUUGUUCCCUCCAAGGAGCAGACAGACUUCAAACCCAAAGGGGGCCUUGUGCAGAAAUAAAGAGACCCGAUCUGGGUAUGAGUGUA
Ornithorhynchus anatinus (platypus) is the source of this 3290-nucleotide messenger RNA. It is a transcript of the gene KCNJ14, whose product is annotated as potassium inwardly rectifying channel subfamily J member 14. Lineage: Eukaryota; Metazoa; Chordata; Mammalia; Monotremata; Ornithorhynchidae. Gene Ontology annotation, cellular component: plasma membrane. The transcript is spliced from 3 exons. Gene Ontology annotation, molecular function: inward rectifier potassium channel activity. The coding region runs from base 449 to 1822 and encodes 457 amino acids. Gene Ontology annotation, biological process: regulation of monoatomic ion transmembrane transport; potassium ion import across plasma membrane. The record is from RefSeq and is a predicted model, not a curated record.